AUGGAAUACGAGGUCCCUCACGCAAGCAUUGCACAACUGCGCCACGAGGUGGAAGAGAUUGGCAAUACAAUCGACAGCUUGAAAUCCCAGCUUGUCGAGCUCGAAGCGCAGCGCGAAGCCAUCCUGGACAAGCUCUCCAGCGUGGUUUACCCCGUCAAUAGUCUCCCUCCUGAAGUGCUUGGCCGUAUAUUCGGCGCGGCAGCAUCGUUAACUCCAGCCAAAGCGGUCAACUCGCUUCUGUUGCGCAUUACUUCUGUGUGUCGGCACUGGCGCGACGUUGCCAUUGUGGAUCCAGCCCUGUGGACAAUCCUGUCCUACAUUCCGGGUCCCCACGGGGAGCAGGACCAGCUCUUCAACUAUUUCGUGGCUCGCAGUCGAGGGCUUCCAAUCAGCUUCAAUCUAGACGGACUCGCUAAAGUGUACUACCAACCAAGCUUUUUUGGGUCAUGUUCGCAGUGGAAAGACGCUACGAUAACACUUCCAAGUGGCGCCGCAUUCGAUGUUAAGAGCCUAGAUGAAGUCGCUGCCCUGAACUUGCCGCAGCUUGAAGCGAUUACACUCUCCCAAGUUUGGGUCCAUAUAUAUGCAUCCGAGAACUAUUACCAGACGUUUUCCAAUGCACCAUUACUCCACACAGUGUCUGUCAGCUUCUCGCACCUCCUUCCUUGGCUUGGAUUUCCGCUGCAACAGCUCCGCAAACUCACCAUACAGAACCAUAGCAUGUCUGAGGACAUUCGCGUUCUGCUCUGCCAGCUGAGCUCGAUAGAAGACCUGUCGAUUGGGCCCAUUGACAUCCCACAAAUCGAUAAUCAUGGUGUCGAACUUGAAGAAAAACUUACUCUACAGUCCUUGACCACAUUGUCGCUCUUUGGGCAGGGCAGUAGUAUGAUUUUGCUUCGCGCACGCCUACCCCGCCUCUCCAAACUCCAUCUCUCCGACUUGCAUCGCUUUGACGUAACCACGCUCACCCACCCCGGAACCCUGCGUGCCUUGACCAAUCUCGCAUCACUGACAAUCACGCUCAAGCACGAACGUGAUCGCUCCCAAGCCGCGCUCUUGCUCUCUCCAGACGUCGAUCUCCCUCUCCAGCAUCUGACCAUCACUCUCGCUCCCCUGUGGAGAGAAACUGAAAAUAAUGUUGUUGACAUGUUUUCCAGCCCCGAUUUUCUCCCGGAUCUAGAGUCAUUGACGCUCAUCGUUCCGGUGUUCAUUUCAAUCAUGAUUCGCCCGUUCAUGCUGGGAAUCAACGCGCGCGUAGCCAAUACUGUCUCUCGCGGGGUGCAUCACAAGAUGAAGUUAAAAAAAUUCAUUGUUGAUGUACAAAAAUCGCCAUAUGCACUAUCCGACGAGGAGUCGCAAGAGUUGCACACUUUGCAGCGGAAAUUAGAGCAGAUGGGUGAUAGUAUGGAGGGCCUUUAG
This is a messenger RNA of Mycena indigotica, 1419 nucleotides long. RefSeq lists its product as uncharacterized. The transcript has a single exon. Gene Ontology annotation, molecular function: protein binding. NCBI's taxonomy places the organism in Eukaryota, Fungi, Basidiomycota, Agaricomycetes, Agaricales, Mycenaceae. The record is from RefSeq and is a predicted model, not a curated record. The coding region runs from base 1 to 1419 and encodes 472 amino acids.